AUGUGUCCUUUGUCAUACCAGUGCACCGUGUCACACCUUGACAAGCUUUUCACCUCCUCUUCAUGCCCCCCAUCGCCUCGCUUUGCAGCACAGCUUAGCUUCGUUCCUUCUCUUUCCCCCGCCCCAUCCCCUAAUUAUGCUCAGGAUUUCCCAUUUCUUUACGCACUUCUCGCGUUUCCCCCUUUCUUCUCCCUCUCGUCGUCCUCUCUUCCAGCUGAUCCCCUUCUCUCGCAGCCGAUUUCGGGCUACUCAAGCUGCUCCCUUACUUUCCCCAUCAUCGCUCCACCUCUUCUCUUCCCACUCUCGUCUCCCUCUCCCUCUUCCAACCCUUCCUUGUCCCCAGCCCCACUGUCUCUCCAGCAGAGGCUGAAACUAGCAGCAGGCGCAGCAGACGGAGUGGCCUACCUGCACAGCUUCACAGUGCCCAUCAUCCACCGCGACCUCAAGCCAGGGAACAUCCUCGUGGGCCCCCACAGCCUCGCCAAGAUUGCUGACUUUGGGCUGCUCAAGCUGCUCUCCCACGCUGAUGGGGGCGACGAGCGCACGCGCGUGGCAGGCACGCCGGGGUACCUGGACCCGGAUUACAACCGCACGCAUGUGGUGUCGGAUAAGAGUGACGUGUACAGGUAUGCGGCUUUAAUGCUCUUGGUGCUGCUGGAGCUGCUGACGGGGCUGCUGCCCAUCUUUGCCCACUUCUGUUUGUCUCCUCCUUCCCCCCCCACUUCCCUCUUGUGGACACACGUGCAGCUUCGGGGUGGUUCUGCUGGAGCUGCUGACGGGGCGCAGGGCAGCAGUGGAGGGCACCGACAGCCACAUCAGCGACUGGGCAGCGCAGAGGGUGCAGCAGUACGAGCUGGGAGAGCUCAAGGACCCCACACUGACAGGCUCUCAUCUCACUCGCUUGCUCCACCCUCUUUGCACCUACUGCAGGCAGCACAGAGGGUGCAGCAGUACGAGCUGGGAGAGCUCAAGGACCCCACACUGGAUGCUCCAGAGGACGCCAUAGUCGACCUCGCAGACGUGACCCUGGACUGCCUCAAGAUGCCCGCCUCCCUCCUUAGCAACCACCGCCGCCCUUCCCUUGCGCUACCCUCGUCUCCCAUGCUGCAGGCAGCGCAGAAAGUGCAGAAAUACGAGUUGGGAGAGCUCAAGAACUCCACGAUGGAAGCACCAGAGGACGCCAUAGUCGACCUCGCAGAUAUCGCGCUGGACUGCCUCAAGAUGCCCGCCUCCCGCCGCCCCUCCAUGCGCGACGUUGCCCGCCGCCUGCACGGCAUGCUGGCCCGGUACUGCGCUGAUGACGGGGCUGAUGCUUGUGAGGCCAGCCCGCGUGUAGAGACAGGGAGGGCGUUUGGUGGUGGCAGUGGUGGUGGGGGUGAGAACAGCACCACGGGGUUGUUUGACAGCAGCUUGUGGUCUGAGGGGCCGAUCGAAUGA
Molecule: messenger RNA, 1437 nt
Organism: Closterium sp. Yama58-4
Lineage: Eukaryota; Viridiplantae; Streptophyta; Zygnematophyceae; Desmidiales; Closteriaceae
Source: the annotation of a GenBank genome assembly